This is a messenger RNA of Fonsecaea nubica, 1413 nucleotides long. Its product is annotated as Inositol hexakisphosphate kinase 1. Bases 1 to 1413 code for a protein of 470 amino acids. The record is from RefSeq and is a predicted model, not a curated record. Lineage: Eukaryota; Fungi; Ascomycota; Eurotiomycetes; Chaetothyriales; Herpotrichiellaceae. The transcript is spliced from 2 exons.
AUGAGUUCUCAGUUACCACAGGAGCCAGAAGCUAUAGAUCAUACCCCAGCAGAUAAUGCCAACUCCGGUGAACAACCGACGACAUCCAACGAAUUAGAUGGCACGAAUCUCGCUUUCGACUAUCCGCGUAUACACAGACCGGUGAAGAGAAGUUUGAAAAGGCCAUUUGGCAGUUCAACAUUCGAGGAAGCGAACAAGACAAAACGCAAGCCGCAAAUGCCACAUGCCGAGCUUUGUGAAAAGUGUGCUCAAAUUGAUUUCUCGGCAAUAGUGGAACUUGACGCUACCUCUCUCCAGGAUGACUUGAGACGAGGAGUUUAUGUUGCAAAUCUCGGCACAAUUGGUGAUAUGGCUAAGAACAGAUGUCCUCUAUGCCAGCUAUUCGCUGAGGUCAGAAUAACAGGUCAAGGCUUGGAAGAUGACGCCGAAUACCACUUGCGUGCUUAUUCAGUGUUCAAUCGUUUCAAUGACAUGAUCCUUUCACUGGCUCCGGAAAGGAUUACAAUCAAAGACCUGCCGUGCCUUGCGGUCGUCUCGACAGCAUCAACAAGCGCGGCCAUUCCAGACUCUCAUGUCAAAUUACUGUACUGCCACCCUGUCCAUGAUGAGGAUGUGAAAAUAAUUACCCCCAGCCUGUUGAGGUCAGAAGUGGAUUUUGACAAGUUGAGAGGGCUGCUGAGAUACUGCAAAACGAAACACAAUCAUCUCUGCAGUGGUCCCCAGCCCAUGGGCUCCCCACUAAAGCUGAUAGAUUGCUACAAGAAUGCCACCAAGGUCUCAGAAUUAAGGGUGACUCCGGUUUUCUCAGACUGCCCCCCCUACUUGGCACUCAGCUAUGUCUGGGGCGAUGCUAAACGCAACUGCAACGGUUCGAAAGCUGAUGAAAAUGUUCUGAUGCCAAUAACUAUCUCCGAUGCAAUGCAUGCAGUGAAAAUGUUGGGCUAUCGGUAUUUAUGGGUUGAUAAAUUCUGCAUUGAUCAGCAUAAUGAAACGGAGAGCGAAUAUGAAAUCAACCGCAUGGACACAAUAUACCAGAAGGCCGAUGCGACCUUGAUGAUGGCGGCCGGGCAAGAUUCAGACGCAGGUCUCCCUGGUGUCGCGAAGACAUCACGAAUUCCUCAGCAACAUCUGUUAGGCAUGGACACUUCAGGAAGCUAUUUUAUCACGGAGGAGGCUUGUAUUUACGCCAUACGAGGUUUAUUUCGAGUGUAUGUCAAUGCAAUGGCGCGAGAGCUGGGAGGCAGAUCUAGACGGCCUGCACUCACAUGGCCGCAUGCGAAAAUUCUUUCGGCCUGGAAUCUUCGCAGGAAGGCCGGCGGACAGCCCCGGAGUGGUCGCAAGAUCAUCGUUCGAGAAUCUCAGAAGAUUCCUCCAUCUCAUCAGCCAAUACUCAACCAGGCGAUUCUCUGGUGA